UGACACAAGAAUUGAAAUAUCGAUUCCAUCGAUAGUUUGUCAUCUCUACUUUGGAUUGUCUGCGUUCGUCGAUUUUUUCUGUUCGCAAGUGAAAUUAAUUUUGCUAAAAAAAUUCUGGGGGAGGUGCGAACGAUUAACCAAAGAAACAGUUUUGUCUGUCUUUUUUACUACGAUUUCAUACUUGAAGCGAUCGAUACUCAAAUCCUCCAUAAUUUGGGUAAUUUUAAUUUAACCAAAACAAAACCCCUUGUGACUGAUAGAUAAAACGACAGCAUUGUUGUGUGUACUACCUGCAACCUGAUACAAAUUAUAAUAAAUUGAAGCAACAAUAGACUUUACAAUGGCACAUCUUGGACGUUCCGUUAAAAAUGUUGAGGCUCCACGGCCCUUAAAGUCACAGUCACGCUCCUCUUUGAAGAACAAUUUAAUGCUGAUCGAAGAGCUAAUGCAACUAAUCGAGAAUGUGGCAAUUUCAUUGCAAAACGGAAUUAACAAUACAGAGCCGAUGGCCACGUUGGUGCAAAAUCUUCGCAUACAUGGACCACAAUUGGAGACGGUCUCAAAGGAUACCUUAGAUAGAGCAUUUGUGGUAUUUCGUAAUGCUUCGCAGGACGAACGCUUAAAUAUAAUGACACGUCUUAAUUUGCUUGAAUUGAUUGAGUUGAGAGCCAAAGGAUGGGAAGAUACUGGUAUUAAUAGCUAUUACAAAACUAAGCAGGCAACAAAUGCUGAGUUAAAUGAUGUCCAGAAUCAUGUUGAUCCAACACAAACGGCAUUUUUAAGCACCUCCCCCACAUUUGGUGGUAUGAAUGCUGGAAAUGCUGCUGCUGCCGCUGCCAUUGCUUCUGUGGGUUCGGCUAAUCAACAACAUUUGCUAUUGGGACCGGGUGAAGUUAUUCGUAAUUCUGGAAAAUUUCCAAAGCCUACUAAAAUCCCUGGCAAAACCUAUUGCAAGGAUGAGGUUGUGAUACGGAAUGCUGAUUCAGGCAAAGUAAUGGGUAUCAAAGGUCGUCGUGUCCAUAUGAUUGAGGAACUCAGUGAAACAAUCAUAUCAUUCCAAAGAGUGAAUCCGGGAGCAAAGGAACGUUUGGUACAGAUAACCGGUCCUGCUGAAGAUAAAAUCAACUAUGCCAAACAGUUGAUUGAAGACACCAUACGUCGUAAUGCUUCUCCGGUGCGUUUGGAUCCAGCCAUGGGCAGUGGCCAUGCUGGUGGCUCGUGUUCAUCAUUGGCCUCUUCAAACUCAGACGAGGCGGUGCAGACACGAACCCCAGGCGCCAGCAAUUUGGCCAAUCGUUUAAGCUUUAAUUCAGCCCAAAACUUUAUGACUGCUGCUGCGGCAUCCCAACAGAUGGUCCAACAACAAUUGGCAAAUGUUCCCGGUUUAAAUAGCUCAACGCCUGUGGCCAAUACUGCUGCUGUCGCUGGUAAACCGAUACGUCCUCAUACGCAAAUGUUGUUGCAUUCAUAUUCAACAAAUGAUGCUUCUUUAGGUGAAUACAAGUUCACUUGUAACGUGGGUCAACAUGUUAUCAAAAUCACCGGAGACUGCUGUGACUUAGUUAGGGUUGCCAAAUUGGUGUUGGACGAUUAUUUCAGCAGUGCAGAGUUUUUGGCAUCUAUGGAAGCAGGGGCAGCCUUUGAUGGUUCUAUGACCAGUCCUAUUUCCACACCAACAACACCAAUGACGGGGGCUCCGCAAUUUAUUAUGGGUACACCGUUGGCAACGGACAGUGGUAUUGGUCUGAAUUACAUGUCUGCAGCUAACAACAACAAUAACCAGGAUGUAGAUGAUGAUGUCUUUGUUGAUAGCAGUAAUUUAUCCAAAUCAGCAUCACAAAAUAAUGGCCUAGCCCGUUCACGUAGAAGUCAUUUUUCGCGUAAGGAUUCCACUCCCGAAGCUCCAGCAACGCCAGUGACACAGUUGGUACGUCAAAAGAGUGAGGUCGGCACUGCUGUCAACAACAAUGCAACAACAACACGCAUCGUUCAUCAGUAUGAGCAUUUGCUCUUUUAUGCUAAGAGUCCUCAUUCCUGGGCAUUGCCAAAUGAAUGGCAAAGAAUCUGUGAAAAAUUUCCGGCCAUAAUACGUAAUAAGGACUUGCAAGAUGAGAGCAAUCGUUUUGAUGGUGAUAAAUAUUUGGAAUUGGCUAAAUCAUCCGGUAAACGUAAUCUAACAACUGUUGACGACAGCACUACGGAUAACGAUAUACAAGAAAACGAAUAAAAAACAAACCACCUCCCUUCCCCAUUUUGAGUCCAAUAGAAAAACAACAACAAAUAAAAUAGAAAAUUAUAUUUUCGUUACUUAAAUAUCGAAAAUAAACCAAAAAGUAAAGAAAACAAAGGAAACGGAGCAGUCGGCUAUUAGUAUAGCGAUUUUAUACUCCUUCUUCUCUUCUGCUCCCAAAAAAAUAAAACGUUCUUUUGUAUUGUUUCAAAAUAUUUUGAUUUGAAAAAAACACACACCAAACAGGAAUGGAGAAACUAUAACAAAAAACAGAACGAAACCUAAUGUAAUGAAAAGCUAACUGAAAUUAAUUUAAGUCAGAUUGGAAAUUUUUAUAAAAACCGCAAUAUUUAUUUUUAGGGACAUUUAAUAAGUAUACAAAGAAUCUACGAAACUAUAUACAUAUAUAUUUAAAAGAAAUAUAUAUGUAUACUAUAACGAGAAAAUGUUUUGUAAUGGAAUUACUAAAACAAGAACAACAAUCACAGGAUCUUGAUUACAUUGUAUUUGAUUUAUAUAGGCAAUAUUUUUUAAUUUAUUUAUUAUUAUCAUUAUUUUUUAUUAAACAUAUAUUUUAUAUUUAACAAAGCGCUCUAGUAAUUACUCAUUGUGUUUUUUUUCGUACUUUUCAUAAUAAUUUAAUUUUGCAUUUUCCAAAUUAAUUUUCCUAUUAACAUUAUUUACGUAUAUGGAUGAUAAAGGACGAUAAGGAUGAUAGGGGCGAAACAACAAAAUAUGUAACUCAAAUGGACUUAUUUUUGCUUUGCGUCUCCUCUUCCAAUGUAACUAACAUGAUUUUUGAACAAGUAUUUAUGUAAUUUAGUCUUAUAUUUUAAUUAUAGCAUGUUUUCUCUUGUCCCCUACCUACUAUGUCAGUAAGUCAGUUGGGAAUAUGUUUUUCUUUUUUGUUGUUUUAAUUUUGCUUGUCCUCCACCACUUCCAUUUAUACAAUAAUUUUUUUUUAGUUCGUUUCUUUUGUUAUCUAAAUUUUUUCUAGUCUUUUUCUCAAAUUAUUUUAACCUUUUAAUAAUAGAAAUCAAAUAUAUAUUUUAUUUUUGAAAAACUCUAUAAAA
Molecule: messenger RNA, 3303 nt
Organism: Musca domestica (house fly)
Lineage: Eukaryota; Metazoa; Arthropoda; Insecta; Diptera; Muscidae
Gene: mxt
Product: KH domain protein
Exons: 10
Coding region: 341-2227 (628 amino acids)
Biological process (GO): regulation of formation of translation initiation ternary complex; positive regulation of translation
Cellular component (GO): RNA cap binding complex; cytoplasm
Molecular function (GO): RNA binding; eukaryotic initiation factor 4E binding; translation initiation factor activity
Source: RefSeq, a predicted model, not a curated record